Pteronotus mesoamericanus is the source of this 4507-nucleotide messenger RNA. It is a transcript of the gene PIGK, whose product is annotated as phosphatidylinositol glycan anchor biosynthesis class K. Bases 36 to 1223 code for a protein of 395 amino acids. Lineage: Eukaryota; Metazoa; Chordata; Mammalia; Chiroptera; Mormoopidae. Gene Ontology annotation, molecular function: GPI-anchor transamidase activity. The record is from RefSeq and is a predicted model, not a curated record. Gene Ontology annotation, cellular component: GPI-anchor transamidase complex. Gene Ontology annotation, biological process: attachment of GPI anchor to protein; proteolysis. The transcript is spliced from 11 exons.
CCCCCUCCAAGGGCGGGUGACUGAAGCCCGCAAAAAUGGGCUCUACCUGCUUUUUCAGCUGGGGUGUGACUGCCCUGGCAGGGUUGUUGCUCUUGUCCUUCGGCAGCUUGGCCACUAGUCAGAUCGAGGAUCAAACAGAACAGUUCUUUAGAAGUGGUCACACAAACAACUGGGCUGUUUUGGUGUGUACAUCCCGAUUCUGGUUUAAUUAUCGACAUGUUGCAAAUACUCUUUCUGUUUAUAGAAGUGUGAAGCGGCUAGGUAUUCCUGACAGUCACAUUGUUCUGAUGCUUGCAGAUGAUAUGGCCUGCAACCCUAGGAACCCCAAACCAGCUACAGUAUUUAGUCACAAGAAUAUGGAACUAAAUGUAUAUGGGGAUGAUGUGGAAGUGGACUAUAGAAGUUAUGAGGUAACCGUAGAGAACUUUUUACGGGUGUUGACUGGGAGGAUCCCGCCUAGUACUCCUCGGUCAAAACGUCUUCUUUCUGAUGAUAGAAGCAAUAUUCUUAUUUAUAUGACAGGACAUGGUGGAAAUGGCUUCUUGAAAUUUCAAGACUCUGAAGAAAUUACUAACAUAGAGCUUGCAGAUGCUUUUGAACAAAUGUGGCAGAAAAGACGCUACAAUGAGCUACUCUUUAUUAUUGAUACUUGUCAAGGAGCAUCCAUGUAUGAGCGAUUUUAUUCUCCUAACAUAAUGGCUUUAGCUAGUAGCCAAGUGGGAGAAGAUUCACUCUCGCAUCAACCUGAUCCUGCAAUUGGAGUUCACCUUAUGGAUAGAUAUACAUUUUAUGUCUUGGAAUUUUUGGAAGAAAUUAAUCCAGCUAGCCAAACUAAUAUGAAUGACCUUUUUCAGGUAUGUCCAAAGAGUCUAUGUGUGUCUACUCCUGGACAUCGCACUGAUCUUUUUCAGAGGAAUCCUAAAAAUGUCCUGAUAACUGAUUUCUUUGGAAGUGUCCGGAAAGUGGAGAUUACAACAGAGACUCUUACUUUGCUGCCAGAUUUAGGAGUCAUAGAAAGCAGCUCUAUGGAAGACUGGACGGAUGAGGAACUAAUGGAACCCCUGAAAUAUGCUGAACAACUUCCUGUAGCUCAGAUAAUACACCAGAAACCAAAGCCGAAAGACUGGCAUCCUCCCGGGGGUUUUAUUCUGGGUUUGUGGGCACUCAUUAUCAUGGUUUUCUUCAAAACUUACGGAAUCAAGCACAUGAAGUUCAUUUUCUAGACGUGGUGAUGUGUAAAGAAGACUGCAUGGAAGACUACAACUGUGGAUAAAAAUUUUUUUUUCUUUUCUUUUUAAAAAAUACAUUGCUCUUGUGUGAAUUAGCAAACAGUAUAAGGAAACUGUAAAUUUGAUGAACUGUUGUUUUUUAACUUAAAUAAUUGUUAAUUCAAGUGCUAAAUGGCACUAAAUAUAUUUCUGUUUUUCCUUUGGUGUGUUAUUAAAAAGGUGGUACAAAGACAUCAGGAUAUAGUCAUUGACUCUUUUUGAAAAUAAGAAUUUCCCAAAUGCCCCCUUUCAUUUGGAAAAGGAAAAAAAAAAAAGGGAAGACAUUAAAUUCUAAUCAGCAGAGGUAACUUCUGAUAGUAUUUCUGUGUAUGCUCUCCCAGUCUGUUUUUCUAUGUACUUUUUUUUUUUUCUAAAAUAGAGGCUAUAUAGAACACACCAUUUUAGAGUAUGUUAUCAGCCCUUUUCCUCCCUCAGAUCGUCUUCCGGAACACUUGGGGGUGGCUGCAGAGCACCCCUCUUAUGAACCUACCGUCAUUUAUUUAAGUGUUCUUUUGUUGGACCACUUACCUUGUUCCCAAAAUUUUCCUUUGCUGCAUUAUUUACUGUGUGAAUAUUUUACUGUCAGUCUCUACUGGAAUUCUGUAGCUUUAAUUAUUAGUAAAUUUGGAAAAUCAGUUUCUUUUUCUAUGGUACUAUCCGUCUUUAGGACCUUAUUUGCUGUCAGUUUAUAUGGAAAACUUAAGACCUUUGGAAAAUUCACAUACUGUUUGCUCAAGAGAAACAAACCCUAUCAUUUUAUAUUUCUAAGCAUUCAUUCAUUCUGUGAUUCUCUAGAAUUGGUCACUUUUGCUUCAGCUUCCAUAUUCAAAGUGUCAAUUCUUAAUUCUGCUUAAGGUAAACCUUGCUCUCUGCUGGACCCACAGCUUUCCUGAAACAGUCCCCUAAAGUGGAUGGACUGGAUGGAGAGUUUACGCUUUAGCCCUGCCCCAAUGUCUGACUGACGUAUCGUGUCACAUAAGGCAGCAAAUAAGCCCCUUUCUUGGUCUCCGGCAACAUGCAAGGGCUCAGUAUCUCCAUCACUUACCAGCCAUCUUCAUACUAUCUAAUAACUGGCAACAGUGUUCAGGGUGUGCUUUGCUAUCCGCCCCGGAUGUUGUUUCUUCACAGUUAAGGGGGGACAACCCUGCAAUUCAUGUCCCAGGGGAUACCUUUCUGGAUUUUAUGUUUUGUCUGAGAACUUGGGUGUAAACCUUUAUUCAUCGCAAGGCCUGUCGUAUAAUUGCAGGUAACAUUAAGAAGACAACUCUUCCUCUACAAUAAAGCAUCCUAAAAUUUAUAUUCUUUAGGAUUUGUUUUUCUUUUAGCAUUUAAUUAUUACCCUUUAAUUAUAUGUAAAAUGGUCAGUCAUACUUUUUACAAGCAGAGGAUUAACUGUCAUCUCCCAGGUAAGAACAAAUGAUAUCGAGGCGUUCUGCCAGGCUCUGAGUCUUCAUUUUCAUUGAUCGUUGGUACACUAAGAUAGAUGGAGGAAAAACUUUUACCUGAUUAUAUGGAAAAGGAUCCUUCUGUACAUAAAUGAAAACAAACUGAAAUUCUAAUAGCUUCAUUGCAGUCAUGCUAAGAGACAAAAAGGUUAACCAUUUCACCCUCUAAACCCACAAGGUCAUGAACACGGUGGUGGGGCGGAGCUACUUAGAGGGGUAAAGGAAAUAUGACUGUUCUUGAACCAAAGUAAUUUAGUUUGAAUAUAAUGAAAAAUGCCCUGAUGGUAAAGACUGCUGGCAAAUAAAAGGGUUCCUCUUCUGAGGUUGGGCAAGGUGCCCUUUCUAUUUAAACCAAACUGGGGAAAGUGGUACUGGAUAUAAUACACAGGAUUAAUUUUGCCCAGGUGGAGUUUCAAAAGGCAGGUGUAUCUCUGUUUCAUUAUUGAAUUCAGAAUAUACCUAAAGUAAAAAACUUAAAUAUGUUAAAUGUUUAGCUCGUAACCGUAAUCUUUUUACAUAAAGUAUAUUCUGCCUUCAAUAUAAUAAGUACAUCCUCUGCAUAUAGUAAGUGGGUAAUAGUCUCAGUGCAAUUAAAUGGCUUAGACUUUAAAUGAUAACAUAAAAGCACAUCCUUAAAUGUAUUCUACUUAGUCACAAAGAGCUAACAACCAAAAGGUCUUAUUUUUGUCUUGUUGUGUGGAUCAGGUAAAUUAUGUUACAACCAGCCACUUUGGGAAUUGUAAAUAUACGGUAGUGGUAUUUUUCUUAUUUUUGCUUAGGAAGGUGCCAAGGGGCAUUGUGCCAGUGCCCCUUCUUCUGUUGCACUUAUUUAUCUUUCUAAGCUGCUCAGUGUGAUUCUUGUCUCUUUGGUGUUCUGUUCCCCUGCCCCUAUGAAUUUCCUUCAGGGAGAAAAGGAAUAUAGAAGAAUGGAUCCCAGCAGACAUGUCCUGACCUUUGCGGGGAGGGACGGUAUAUGGAUGCCAUUCUGCAAAGGCAGCCAACACGAGUAAAAGAAUCCAAAUGAUGUGGAUUUUAAAAUUAUGGAAGACAUUCAUUUGCAGUUAUGAAAGGCAAAUGUAGUUUGGAUGCAAAGCUGAUUAAAUUGGAUCAAGAAAAAUUUGAAUGAAGUACAUAAAAUAAUGCAUGCAUUUAUGGUUUCAAUUUUUAUAUAUCCUCAGCUAGUUGAAAAUGAUGAUUCCCUCAACAAGCAUAACUCAGCGUGUUUCUGCUUACUGAGUAUUUUCUACUGUGGUAUAUGUGGCUAACAUUUCUUCCAUUAUGUAUGCUGUAUAGCAGAGUUACAGUAACUGUGGGAAUCAUAAUUUGAAUUUUUGACUCAUAUGUUUCUGGAAUCUUUACAACAAAUGUUGCAUUAACAUAGAACUUUUUUCAUUGAUUUUACCAAAAUUAAAUCCAUCUGUAACAGAUACUGUUUUAACUUGUGAAAGAAAUAUUUUAUAAACAUACCACAAGGUACGGCUAAAAUGGUUGGUUAUCCAUUUUUGUUUUAUGGAAUCAGCCUCAUUACCUCAUUGCCACAUCUACCCGGGGGCACUUAUCACAAAGAAAGUGCUUCUCAUGUCUUGUUCUGUUGCCGCCUGUCCCACCUGCGCAUGUACCUGCCGCGUAAAUAUAAAAAUCUUUCAAUUCAUGGACAGUACAUGUUGGGAGUAAUUUUUUUUUUCUUUCGGUGCAAAGAUUUUACUUUUUUUGGGAAUAUGCUAUGAAAUAGUUGUUGAUUUAACUGUGUAGACUUUUGAAUAAUGGGAUUGAAUAGAUGAAGGUGUGACAGAG